ACCGAGCUAGUACUUGUCGACAACCAUCUACGAAUCGUUCUGUAGCUCCGUCGGAAUUAAUAAUUGAAUUAAUAUUGUAAACACUUGCGUUGAUGCUUCCUGUGGAUGCCUCCGUGAUAACCACACUGAUUGAUCAAUAAUGACGGCUCCGACUGGAAUGAUGGGAGCUCUUUUGAUGAUAUUCGUGUUGAUCCUUCUCACAUCUGCUUCUUAUGGACAAGAAGAUGAUGAUUCUUCGGAAGAGGAUCCCCCUGUUUUUGGUCAGCCGAUCGAAACUACUACAACAACACCUACAACGAAGCGGUGUGGCCGGUUCAAGAAAAAUACCUGUGUUAGGCGGGAUAAAUGUGAGGAAACUGCCCUCAACGUUCGAAAGAUAAUUAUCGAUUUGGGAGAGCCGCCUUCAAACACAUGCCACUAUCUGGAGACCUGCUGUCCCAGGAAUAAGAUUAGAGCUGGCAUCAAUGGCAUUGACGGAUCUACGACUCACAACAGUCAGUGCGGUGUGAAAAAUGUGGAUGGCAUAUACAUGACCGUAAAGGGAGGAGACCUGGAGACUAGCUUCGGGGAAUACCCCUGGGUGAUGGCCAUCAUCGAUGCCGCCCAAAAGUUUGUCUGCACUGGCACCUUGAUCGCCUAUGACGUGGUCCUGACAACAGCCACCUGCAUCGCUGGCGCACAGCAGCUGACGGUGAGGGGCGGGGAGUGGGAUUUGAUGACCGAGAAUGAGUUUGUUGCCCAUGUGAACAUCAAAGUCAAAAGCCCAAUACUGCACGAGAAAUUCAACUGGGAGUCAACGGAAAAUAACAUUGCCCUGCUGAUCCUGGAGAGGGCUUUUCCUCACCAGCAACACAUUGCACCCAUUUGUUUGUACGACGAUUACGCUGAAGUCUCAUAUGAGGAGUGCUUCAUCACCGGGUGGAGGUCUAGGCUUAUGAGAAAAUUUACCCGGCAUACAGUCGUCAAGGUUGACGUGGCCAUAGACAACGGAACGUGCUCGGUCAAUUCCGUAUCGACGGUAAUAUGCGCCACAGAACAAAGCACCCAGCCCAUCUAUGCCCGCGGAGCACCGAUGGUCUGUCCAACCGACAGCAGUAGUUACCAUAUAAUUGGCACCUGGAGUACCAGAACGAAUGGGAAGACUUUUUUCACUGAUGUCAGGCAGUUUGGCGGGUGGAUUCGCGAGAAAGUUACGCUGUUUGGCAUCAACUUAGACAGCACAGACAUGUAAAAAGAACAUUAUAAAGCAAACAUUAAAGUAUGGAAUCAAUCGCA
Drosophila obscura is the source of this 1275-nucleotide messenger RNA. RefSeq names its product phenoloxidase-activating factor 2-like. The record is from RefSeq and is a predicted model, not a curated record. Gene Ontology annotation, biological process: proteolysis. The transcript has 2 exons. NCBI's taxonomy places the organism in Eukaryota, Metazoa, Arthropoda, Insecta, Diptera, Drosophilidae. Bases 140 to 1231 code for a protein of 363 amino acids. Gene Ontology annotation, molecular function: serine-type endopeptidase activity.